Messenger RNA from Arachis duranensis, 1354 nucleotides. Its product is annotated as bZIP transcription factor 11. Gene Ontology annotation, cellular component: nucleus. Gene Ontology annotation, molecular function: transcription cis-regulatory region binding; DNA-binding transcription factor activity. NCBI's taxonomy places the organism in Eukaryota, Viridiplantae, Streptophyta, Magnoliopsida, Fabales, Fabaceae. The coding region runs from base 652 to 1134 and encodes 160 amino acids. The transcript has a single exon. The record is from RefSeq and is a predicted model, not a curated record. Gene Ontology annotation, biological process: positive regulation of DNA-templated transcription.
UGAAAACCUCUUACAUUCCCAUAGUCAUCUUAUCCUUGUGCAGAGAGAGAGUUGGUCAAUUCAUAUCCAUCCUCAUAUUAUGUUUCUUUGCAUAUUCUCCCUUAUCAUCUUUCCUUUCAUCGCCUCCAGAUUUUAGAUUAUAAGAUUAUUACACCUUUAUUUAUUUUCCCUCCUUGCCCAUAGUCUUUGACACACACACAACACUUUUCCCAUCCUCUAGAAUCUUCUUUCUCUAUAUAGAUACAUACAUACCAUCUAAUCCAUCAUCAGCAACCAUCUUAAUUAUUGAUUAACAGAACCUCAGCUUUGUUCUAUUCUUAUUCAUCAUAAUCAUCAUAUUCAUAUACAUACAUGCAGUUAUGUAUGUCUGAACUUGAGAGAGAUAUCACCAAGAAUGUCUCCAGUAAUCUGUGAGAUCCUCCUCUCUGGCUUCACAAUCAACUCAACUCUAAGGCGCCGCAGUCAUUUGGUUCAAUCUUUCUCAGUUGUUUUCCUUUACUGGUUCUACGUUUUCUCAUGAACUAGCCCUUCAUUCAUCAUUCAUAAUAUUCCCAGCUUUCUCCUUUUUCAUUUCAAACCAUUUUACCAUCAAAAUUCAAAAUCAAAUAGUUAGUAAUAUAUAUAUAUAUAUAGAUAGAUAGAUAUAUAGUUAUGGCUUCUCCAAUUAGCGGAGGCUAUUCUGGCUCUGGCUCUGGCUCUGGCUCUGAGGGAGAUCCACAGCAGCAUAUAAUGGAUCAAAGGAAGAGGAAGAGAAUGCAAUCGAAUCGGGAAUCGGCGAGGAGAUCGAGGAUGAGGAAGCAGCAGCAUCUUGAUAGCCUGAUUUCCCAGACUGAUGAGCUGAAGAAGGAGAACAGCCAGAUCAGCACAAGCAUAGGGAUUACCACAGAGCUUUAUCUCAACAUAGAAUCUGAGAAUGCAAUCUUGAGGGCUCAGAUGGCUGAACUUUCCAACAGGUUGCAUUCUCUCAAUGACAUCAUCAAUUACAUCAACUCUGUGUCUAGCACCACCACCGGCAACCACCACUUUCUUCAUGCUCAUGAGGCUCAGGAGACUCUUUUCAAUGAUUGUGGCUUCAUGGACCCUUUCAACUCUCUGGCUGCUAAUCAACCAAUCAUGGACAUGCUCAUGUAUUGAAUGACUCAUUCAUUCUUCAAAUUGAAUCAUCUGUUAAGAGAUGUGUGUGUUUUUUUACUUUUCUUUUCCUUUUCUUUAGGUGAUGCUUUCUAGUAUUUGUUUCUUGUUUUUCUUGUAAUGUUAAUCAUUAGUAUCAGUUAUUUCAUUUGUUGUAUCAGACAAUAUUGAUUAAGGGCUUUGUAUAUUUUGAGAAGGGGAGUUUUCUUCUCUUCUCUUUCUA